UAAUACUUCUUUCUAUAUCACCAACGCCUUGCUAUUAAGUCUUGCCUUGUAUUAAGAAGAGAGUACUUGACCAAAGCCAUUAUAUAUCGGUAGUCCUGAUUUUUUUUGGAAUUUAUGGUGGUUUUUUAACAAUUUUGAAUGAAAAGCUACUUUGGCGUUUAAAAGGUCAUAGUUAGAUUCAAUACAACUCAACAAAAUGAAGAAAUCUUUCCAAACACAGUUAACUGGCUCUCCGGUGUCCAGUAGUCGUUUCAUUCCUUUUUCAUCUUCUCCGCUGACAUAUAAACACAGCACUGACUCCGUUGGUACAAGUGGUUCUCCCAUUUCCGACUCAGUUGUUGAUCUAAGCUUACGUGAAGAUAUGAUGUUUGUACAAAGUGAUUCACCGUCGUCUACGUUGAAUGAUGGAACAAGCGACUCUCUCUUGUCUAUUAGUUCAGGUGGUAGAGAAGGAUCGGUUUCUAAGAAAUCAAGUGGCACUUCGCCAACCAGUCCUCACCAUCAAGCGAUUGCCCAAGCACUUGGAUACGAGCAGAUGGGUAGAGUUCUUAAGUUUACCUCACAUAAAAGAGCGAAGAACGGGUCGUCAUCAUCAAUUAGCUCUGGAUGUUUAGAAGGCUCGAAUAUCGUUAAUAUAUUGAAUCAACAUUCAUUAACCCCACUAGUAUCUAGCAAAGCCAUGAAGAAUGGAGAAAAAUCGUCAGUCAACUCCUCCGAGCAGUUGAAAGAUGUGGAGGUGUUAAUGGCUUCUAAUAUACUACAAGCACCAGGAUUGAGGAAUGAUUUCUACUCCAAUCUCGUUUCGUGGUCUCCUCGAACCAACAAAGUCUUGGUGGGUUUGGGCUCUAGUGCUUAUGUAUGGUCGACCGAUAACUCUGUUGCUAAGAUUGAGUACUCUCCCCACUGUGUCACUGUUUGCGUAUCUAGUUCUCAAGGGAUAUAUUCGAUAGUUACGACAGCAAAUGGUAAUAUAUUUAUAAUAAGCCAGGUUACAAAUAAAGUAUUGAAAGUCUUCAGUCAUAAUAGUUGUGUUUAUGUUGUUCAAUGGGUACCGGGGGCCAAUCUGUUUUUACUUGGGGAUGAAUUAGGAGUAGUAACUUAUUUUGAUAUAAACGAAUCAAAACCUGGUAUAAUAUCAUCGUUAUCAAAGAUCAGUAAACUAGAAUGCCAUAGACAACAAAUUUGCGGUAUAUAAUACCCAGAUGAUUGAACCUCACAUCUAUUUACUAACAUUGAAAUAGGAAUUCAACUCAAUAUGAAUAAUACAGAAGUAGCCAUUGGCGCCAAUGACAAUUGCUGUACAGUGUGGGAUAUCACUGAUAAAUUCAAGCCCAGCUUAAAGUUUAUUCUCCCCCAUUCAGCGGCAGUUA
Messenger RNA from Hyphopichia burtonii NRRL Y-1933, 1370 nucleotides. RefSeq lists its product as uncharacterized. Gene Ontology annotation, molecular function: ubiquitin ligase activator activity; anaphase-promoting complex binding; protein binding. Gene Ontology annotation, cellular component: anaphase-promoting complex. Lineage: Eukaryota; Fungi; Ascomycota; Pichiomycetes; Serinales; Debaryomycetaceae. The transcript has a single exon. The record is from RefSeq and is a predicted model, not a curated record. The coding region runs from base 197 to 1195 and encodes 332 amino acids. Gene Ontology annotation, biological process: positive regulation of ubiquitin protein ligase activity; anaphase-promoting complex-dependent catabolic process; positive regulation of anaphase-promoting complex-dependent catabolic process.